AUGCACCACAGGCCUCCAGGGCACAUUCCUCACAAAACAAGUGCUUUAUGUGGGAAGGCAGGGCAGGGGGCUUUUUACAGGAGAGGAAAAAAGACUUAUGAGAGAGAGCCCCGAGUAUUUUUGGAAAAAAGAAGAUAUUUUUAUGUGAAAACGAUUUUAAAAUCCUUACAAUGGCCGUCAGACAGAGAGCUUUGUGCGGUUUCCUGUUUUAAGCGGUUCCGGGGAGCGGUGCGUGGCGGGUGGGAGGGCACGCGUGGGGGGCAGAGCCGAGGGCGCUGCCCGGUCCCCGGGCUCUGCCUGGGCGGCCGCAGGAGCACAGUUAAGGAGGUGCACAGGGACCUUGGUGACCUCAGGAGCGAGUCCCCAACCAAGAGGCACCGAAGCCAGUACACAAGAGGCUCUGCUCCCUGUAGGUUGGCCCUGGGGCGCUGGGAAGGGGGCUGGCACGGCUGCCCCCAGGGCGCUGGGUCUGGCUGCUCAGAGGUGCCGGGGAGGGAGGCCCUGAGGGGAAGCACAGGUGGAAGGUCACCAUCGUGCACCUGGCUGUGCGCCGGGAGGUGGCUGUCCGGCUGCGCUGGGCCCCGCUGGUUCGCGGGGAGCAGUGGGUGGGGCCAUCGCAUUGGGGCGCAGCGGGGAUGGGGCCGGAGACAGGACACUGGUGGGAGGAGCUGGAAACCCACCCUCAGGGCGGGUGUGCAAGUCCCAGAGACCUGGAAGGCUGGGUCCGUGGGGCCGCCUUGUGCUGUCAUCAAGGGGCUCCCCGUGGAUCCUCCAGCCCCUGCCAGAGAAGACCCCAAAAUGCCGGUGCCAAGUUGGAUGCUUGCUUUGGGUCGUGGCCUCGUUGGAGCCCGGGGUCUCUGGUCACCAUUCUGGUCCCCAGCCUGCAGGUCCUCUCUGCCCGGAGAAGUCUGGACGUUGGGGGCGCAGUGUGUGGGGGUGCUGAGGAGCGCCAUCUGACACCCCAGCCCCUAAAAACGGGCGCGUCUCUGCAGCUGGGCAUCGCCGCCCCACGGGGGGCCGGGGGCCGGGACACGUCGGGGCGCCAUCGGGGCACCAUCGGGGCACCUGCGGGCUCGGAGCUUCCGUAGACAAUCCUCACACCUUGGUGUGGGGUGCACGCGACCCGCUGGCCGCAGUGAGGUGGGGGACCCCGGCCACGCGGCUCAGUCCCAUGGGGACUCCGCGGCCCCGGCUUCCUGCCCCUGGCCUCGGAGACGAGCUGCCGCAGCCACACGGGCCCGAGUGUCCAGGCGCCAUGACAGCGGGCAGCUGAGCCCGGGAAGUCGGGUCUGGCGGCCUGUGCCUGUUUGCCCUCAGUGACAGCUUACGCCCUAACGCUGACUGAGCAAAUGCUGACGGUGACCUUGAUCCUCCCACACCCAGCCUCCCGGAGUCUCCGCUGCGUUUGCAUGAGCGGGGCUGGCGGGAACGGCAGUGACCGGCUUCACCCCGGGACUGGAGUUCUCAUUUUAAAUAAGUUUUCGUUUUUAGUGAUUUCAGAGAGGAAGGAAGGAGGAGAGAGAGAAACCAUGAUGAGGGAGACUCACUGCUGGGCUGCCUCCUGCACGGCCCCUAUGGAGGCCUGUGCCCUGCCGGGGAAAUGAACCCAGACCUCCUGGGUCACAGGUCGCUGCUGGACCACUGAGCCACACCAGCCCGGUGGGGGCUGGGGUCUCCCUUCUGCCCUAACAUCGGUCGAGGGUGGGGAAGUGCACUUAGUCCCGCGCCGAGUCUGCUUCUCCUGCUUCCUCUCCUCUUGUACCAGUUCCACCUGUUUCCCUUCACAAACCGUGUUUCAGGUCAAAUGCACAAGCGUGCCCUCCGCCCCUCCUGGGGGCUGGGAGCUCUGGCCCCAGCGGUGUUUGUCGUCUGUGCCAGGUGUGCCAGCCCACUGCUCCGCCAGCGCCCAUGUCCGCGUCCACAUCUGUCCCCCCCCCACGUCCCCUCACGCGCUCCGACAUAAUGAUCACCCUGCGUGUGGUAGCCAUUUGUUCCCAGAGAACCAGCAGGUCCUGUUCAGCGUCUUGAAUAAAUCGCUCUAUUUUGAUACGAG
This is a messenger RNA of Pipistrellus kuhlii (Kuhl's pipistrelle), 2053 nucleotides long. RefSeq lists its product as uncharacterized. The transcript has 2 exons. The record is from RefSeq and is a predicted model, not a curated record. Bases 1 to 957 code for a protein of 318 amino acids. NCBI's taxonomy places the organism in Eukaryota, Metazoa, Chordata, Mammalia, Chiroptera, Vespertilionidae.